Messenger RNA from Solanum tuberosum (potato), 2742 nucleotides. RefSeq names its product F-box/FBD/LRR-repeat protein At1g13570-like. Gene Ontology annotation, molecular function: protein binding. The coding region runs from base 1288 to 2322 and encodes 344 amino acids. The transcript has 3 exons. Lineage: Eukaryota; Viridiplantae; Streptophyta; Magnoliopsida; Solanales; Solanaceae. The record is from RefSeq and is a predicted model, not a curated record.
UGAUUAUUUGCUCUCGAAUUUUAGUUAUUUGUUGAAUAAUCAAUCAACUUAUCAUGAAUACAUCAAAUUAGUUUUUUUUGGGGAUUUUUUCUUUUUUUAUGGAUAAUCAUGUAUCUGUCUGCUAGUUUAACCGACUAAUUCUCCAUUACCAUAAGUUGUCCAAAUCAUCUUGUGUUUUGAUACCGUUGGAAUUUGAACCUUAACUAUGGUGAUUUUCAACCCACUUUAUUGAUUAACUGGCCAGAAAUGGUGUGGUAAUAUCACCGGAAGGUUAAUUCCUGAUUCUUUUUGAACUGGAGAAAUCACGAGUACUUGGGGGAUAAUGGACUUGCUCCUCUAUGAUUCUCCACUUAAAUAUUAGGUUAGGGUUUGAACUCUAUUGCAUGUGAGAAUUAGGGGUGGAUAUUGGUAAAACGAUCACAAGUAACUAAUUAGGACAUGUUACAAAAGAAUUGGAUUAGUAAUAUUUGGUUAUACGUCUUUUAACAAAGGCAAUCAGGAAACAAUUUAAACAUUUGGUUUCCACAUGUAUUAAUUGUUAAUGGCCUGGAUGAACCUUUUUUUCAAACAGAAAUGUGGAUCUUAAUCUUGCAUUACUCCGAUCCCCUGGAUGUUCUUGCUCCUGUUUUUAUUUCUUAAGGUGUUAUUAACUCAUUGUGCUUGCUCUUCUAAGUCUCUUUUAUCUACUAAGCUUCAUCAUUGUAUACAGUAUAUAGUAGUACUAUCUUUGGAAGUUAUAACGAUGUGACCGCUUCUUCCUCAAGCUCAAACAUUGAGGAACCUUGGCUAAUGCAAGGAGGAAAAUCCAUAUAUAAGUUUUCAAUAGAUUAGAUGGCCGGAAUAUCGAGAAGAGUAAUGAAACCUUUGUAGGAGUUAAUGGGCUAGCUUUUUCGAUACUAGUGGUUUUUAAGUUCGCUGUCAUCCUAUCCUUCCGUGGUGGAGCCAUGUUUAUUGAAGGGGGUUCAACUGAAUACCAUUUUGCCAAAAUAUUGUAUUGUGUAUGUAGGUUAAAUAUUAUUUUAUGUGUACAUAUAUACUUGUUGAAUCCCCUGCACACAGGAGAACAUUUUUUUGAAUCCGUCAAUGAAAAUCUUGCCUUCACCACUAUUGUCUUCAAAUCUAUGUUCUUUUGUGGCGCUCAAUCAUGUAUCAUUAUUUUCUCUCUAUGAUAUUGGUUAAUGAUAAAAAAUUUAUGCAGUUGCAGAUGUUGAACCACUAGUAUUUGGAUAUUGCCUUUAGCCCUGAUUUUAAUUUUCAGAGUUGUUGACAAACUUGUUUUGUUAGACCAUGAGGAAUGCUUCGACAUCUGGUGUAGAUACAAUUGGCAAUUUGCCAUGUAGUGUACUGGAUGCAAUUCUAAGGUGCUUGCCUUGGAGAGAUGCAGUGAAGACCAGUAUCUUGUCAAAAGACUGGAGGUACAAAUGGGUAACACGUCAAGAACUUGAUUUUAAUGAUGAGUUUUUCAAGUCUUUCAAACAAGACAAAGAAGCCAAGAGAAUUAUUUACCAAGUCCUGUUAGUCCAUAAAGGACCAAUACUGAAGUUUAGACUCCGUAAUUUUACGAGUUGUCCUGAUAUUGAUCAUUGGAUGCACUUCUUGUCGAAGAAAAAUGUCCAGGAGUUCACCCUUCAUGUACGCUUAGGAAACAAAUAUCAUUCACCUCAUCAUCUUUUUACAUUCCAGCAACUAAGGUAUUUGGAACUUCAAGAUUGUUUGUUCCACCCUCCACUCGGUUUUAAAGGGUUUAAGAAGCUUAUUAAUCUCGAUCUUAUGCAUGUCACUUUUGAUCCAUCAAUAUUAACAAAUCUCAUCUCUAAAAGCCCGUUGCUUGAACGGUUGAGGUUGCGUACCAUCACAAACUUUGACAUCCUUGAAAUUGAUGCUGCUAAUCUCAAAUUCUUUGAGUUUAUUGGAAAAACAAAAUCCAUUUCCUUCAAGAAUGCUCCUAUGCUUGAAAAAGUUACUGUGGGUUUCCUUGGACGACGACUUUUGACGGAUACAUCUCCUGUUUGCUCUAAUUUCCCAAAGUUCUUCCAUUACAUUCCUUCACUGCUGGAACUGGAUAUAUGCGGUACAACAUUAGAGUACUUGAUCAAGGGAGGUUUACCAGUGAGUCCCCCAACUGCUCUGAACAAUAUCAAAUCUAUCACUAUUUUGUCCAUGUCUUUAAUAAACUCCGAGGUGGUUGCAAGUGCAGUUUACUUGAUUACAAGCUGUCCUAAAUUACAAGAUCUUACAAUUGAUUUUUACCCUGUGGGGAUAUUGUUGAACCUGCUGUACAGUUGCUACGAGCCCAAUCAUCCUCAUAUGGUGUUUGUGUAAGCUUCAAAGAGUUCGAGUGAACAUGUUUACUGGUCUCAAAAUGGAAAUGGAGUUUAUGAAGUUUUAUAUUGGCAUCUGCACCUGUACUUGAGGAGGUCUCCAUUUGGAAUUUUACACGUUACCUUUUUCGUUCGUGUAAACAAAUGAUCGAUGGGAUGAAAGAAUUCGGCAGAGCAUCACCCAAUGUUGAAUUCACAUUUGAAGAAAUCGAUAUGGAAGGUGGAUAUGAACAUGAAGAAGUCAUGGAAGUGCCAUGAUUUUGCUAACAUAUUAUUGUUUUGUAGCAUUUAGUUUGCCUGUUACGCACGCCCUGUCUGUCUAAUAUUAUGUAGUAUAUAUGUGCUUGGCUAAGUUAGUUCUAACUGUUUCAAGAACUAUGACUCUACUUGUAAUGGUCACUGUAUUAUUAUGUUAUUCCCA